AAUGGGGGACAGCGACGAGGAUUUUGAAGAACAAAUUCGCCUGCAAAAAAUCUACGAAGAGUCUGAAAAAAAAGGCCAUGCUAAAACGAGAACCGAUGAUGAUGGCACUGUUUUCGAAUGGGAUCCAGUCAAAGAAGCUUGGUUCCCAAAGAUCGACGCCGAUUUUUUAGCACAAUAUCAGUUAAACUAUGGAUGUAAUGUUACUUCUUCAACCUCCUGUGUGACUACUACAGCAACGACCGCAAAUCCUACUACAACAGACUACAGCCAUUUCUACCAAUGGUACAAUCAAAAUUACCAAACUUCCAGUGGAAGCACAAGUACUGAAUCAACAUUCGAUUCGAAGGAAAUGUCUCAAGCAUACAAUAAAUACUUAGACAUAUUUUAUAAUAAAACUGAUAAUCAAAGCGGAGGCGAAGCGAAUAAACAAGAAACAGAUUAUCAUCAUGCACACUAUUAUAAAUAUUAUACGGACACUUACCUUCCAACCGUGGAUGAGAAGGAUAAACUAAGUUAUUGGGAAUGGUAUGCGGCCUAUGUAAAUCCAGGAACGGCGUUAAAUGAAGCGAAAGCAGAAGAUAAAAAAAAGAAUCAACAAAGUGCUAAAACUGAGAAAAAAGGCGAUAAAAAACCUGUUGAGGAAAAUAAGACUGAAGGUUGGUUCGAUGUUGAUGAAGGUAAAAAUUGUACAGUUUACGUUGCUGGAUUGCCAUUUGAUGUAACAUUUGAUGAGUUUGAAAAUUUUAUGAAGAAAGUUGGCCUUAUCCAAUUCGAUCCUUUAACUAAUAAACCUAAGCUAAAACUGUAUAAAGACGACGAAGGUAAUCCAAAAGGAGAUGGGCGUUGUUGCUAUAUAAAAAGUGAAUCUGUAGAUUUAGCUUUACAAAUAUUGGAUGGGUCAGAUAUUAGAGGUUAUAAAAUAUCAGUCGAGAAGGCCAAGUUUGAGUUAAAAGGAGAAUAUGACCCAACAAAAAAGAGAAGAAAGUUAACAAACAAAGAGAAGAAGAAAAUGAAAUUGAAAGAAGAAAAAUUGUUGGCUUGGCAACCGGAAAAGCUUUUAGGAGAAAGAUCCAAGAAUGAAAAGAUUGUAAUUUUACAGAACGUCUUUGAUCCAAAGCAAUUUGAGACGAAUCCCAUUUUAAUCGAUGAAAUCAAGCGAGAUAUGCGAGAAGAGUGUGAAAAGUUUGAUAAUCUUCAAAAAGUUGUACUCCAUGAUAGACACCCUGAAGGCGUCGUUCAAGUAUACUUUAAAGAAUUCGAAUCCGCUGAUAAGUGCAUUGAAAAUUUACACGGGAGAUGGUACGCGUCCAGGCAGCUGAAAGCCGAGAGAUGGGACGGUCGCACAAAAUAUGCUAUUAAAGAAACAGAUGAAGAAAGAAAGUUGCGCGAUAAAAAAUGGCAUGAAUAUCUAUUGGAUAAAGAGGCAAAGGAAAUUGAAAGCAAGAAUAAAGCUAAGGAAGCUUUAGCGGAUAUGACGUCAUAG
Messenger RNA from Dimorphilus gyrociliatus, 1483 nucleotides. The record is from the annotation of a GenBank genome assembly. NCBI's taxonomy places the organism in Eukaryota, Metazoa, Annelida, Polychaeta, Dinophilidae.